Carassius auratus (goldfish) is the source of this 744-nucleotide messenger RNA. RefSeq names its product parvalbumin-2. Gene Ontology annotation, molecular function: calcium ion binding. The record is from RefSeq and is a predicted model, not a curated record. The transcript is spliced from 5 exons. Gene Ontology annotation, cellular component: cytoplasm. Lineage: Eukaryota; Metazoa; Chordata; Actinopteri; Cypriniformes; Cyprinidae. Bases 172 to 501 code for a protein of 109 amino acids.
AUAGAGCUAUAUGACUAGUGGACACUUUUUUUUUUAAACUUUACCUAGCCUAAGCAAAUGGUGUCUGUUACAACCCCAGACACAAAAGUAUAAAAGCCAGGCCCAUGGGUGCUUGGGUAGUCGUCAUACAUCUGUGGAACAGUUGCCAGCGCAGCGCAAAGAUAAAUCAAAAUGGCAUUUGCUGGAAUUCUCAAGGACGAGGAUGUGGCUGCAGCUCUUAAGGAUUGCUCUGCUGCCGACUCCUUCAACUACAAGAACUUCUUUGCCAAGGUUGGCCUGAGCGCAAAGACUUCUGAUGACAUCAAGAAAGCCUUCUUUGUCAUCGACCAGGACAAGAGUGGCUUCAUUGAGGAGGAUGAGCUGAAACUGUUCCUGCAGAACUUCUCCGCUGGUGCCAGGGCACUCACUGAUGCUGAGACCAAGGCCUUCCUCUCAGCUGGUGACAGCGAUGGUGACGGCAAAAUCGGAGUUGAUGAGUUUGCUUUGCUUGUAAAGGCCUAAGCCUUCAUGGACCUUUGUCUUUGGAACCAGAGCUCUGCUAACCUAUCAUCUUUUUUAUAUUUAUUUAUGAAUGCCCUGCAAACUCCUUACAAAGAACGCACGUUCAAUGUCUUGAAAAGCUAUUUAUUAUUAAUGUUGUUUCAUUGCAUUGUAUUGUUCUGUAAAAAAAAUUAUCCUUCUUUGUGCAAACUUAAGAUCUCUUUUGCACUUUAAGGAAAUAAAAAUCCAUUCGAUUUAAAACAA